AUGGCGCACGAGCGGAGUUGGAUGGCGGAGGGCCUCGAGAGGGUGUCGGCGGCCGCCGCGUCCGAGUCGGGGAGCGGCGCGGAGUCGACGGGCAUCGGGCUGCACUCAGUGCUGCAGGGCGCAAAGGCGGGCGGCGGCCGAGCGUGGCUAACAGCGCAGCCAGGUGUCGGCGCGGAGCGCGCCACCACCACGUUCCACUUUGCCCUACCUGUGGCGCUGGUGCCGCGGCCGACGUCGCGCCGAGCAUCGCUCGGCGAGGCGACCCCCGACGCGAGCGAGAUGGAGUCGAUCCCUUCGUCGGCGGCAGUCCGCCGCGCUGGCGCCAGCGCAGGGCCCCAGCCGCGGCGCGUUAGCGCCGACUUCAGCGAUGCGUACCUCCUCACCGUCUUCCGCCGCCUCGGCGCGCACCCAGCUUCGCGCGCGCUCGGCGCCGGCAGUGACGAGCGCUGCUCAAUCGCAGAGCUGAGCGAGUCCGUCCGCCUUCGGGGCGUGCGCCCUUUUGCGGCGAUCGACCCCGACGGCUCUUGGCGUGCGAAUAGGUUCGUCGAGUUGGCGCUUGGCGAGGGCGCCGCGGGCGGGAGGAUGGCGGAUGUAGUCGUGCUCGACAACAAUAGCGAAGAGCGUGAGCUUCUCGAGGAGGGCAACGUCGACCUCGUCAUCUCCAAGGAUGGCGUCGCGACCCUCGAGCAUCGGCUGCGCGAGGCGGGCCAGAGCCCUUAUUGA
Emiliania huxleyi CCMP1516 is the source of this 723-nucleotide messenger RNA. RefSeq lists its product as hypothetical. The record is from RefSeq and is a predicted model, not a curated record. The transcript has 6 exons. The coding region runs from base 1 to 723 and encodes 240 amino acids. Lineage: Eukaryota; Haptophyta; Isochrysidales; Noelaerhabdaceae.